Messenger RNA from Acanthosepion pharaonis, 2052 nucleotides. NCBI's taxonomy places the organism in Eukaryota, Metazoa, Mollusca, Cephalopoda, Sepiida, Sepiidae. The record is from the annotation of a GenBank genome assembly.
AUGUUUGAAGCACAGGCUUUGCUUCAUCAUCAACUGGUUCAGCCCAAGUCCCAAAACACAGCUGUGGUCAAGAAAGGUUUGCCUAUUAUAGACACAAGCCGUGAAGCUAGUGCACAAGGCUUACUUAACUCUCGACAGAAAAACUGGUUGAAUGGUUUACCUUUUGACAUAUACACAGAAAAUCCUGUUCUUUACAAACAACAUGCUGAUUAUAUUCAAGCCAAAAAAAAGAAGAACCAAUAUCCACCUGAGAAGUCCAUGGUUCAAGCCUUACCUGAAACAGUUGCUUCCAAACCACAUUCAUCAAAUAUUGUUGAGAGAAUUGAAACUUCCCGUCAUAUGAGGCAUGAUGCAGCACUUGAAGACCUAAGCCAUGAACUCAAUAUCAUUGCUUCUAAACUGGAAAAUCUAAUUGAAGAAGCUACUCAAACAUUAUUCCAACAAUUGGAGGAAGAUGAUAAGGAAAUUGAAGACCUCCUUUCCCUUAUUGAAACUGAUGAGGAUAUACUCCAGUUUAACUACAAAAGGCUUGAAAACUUAUGGUAUCAGAUCCAAGAGCGUUUACCUCAACGUCAAAAUUAUAUGCAACAACUGGAUGAAAAAUUCAGUAAGGUAGAAGAAAUUCGAUCAGUACAGGUACAACAACUCUUUCUGAAAUACUUACAAAUGUUCGAGAAAAUUGCUUACAAAAGCAAAAGUGAAAUACAAAGAAUGAUGGAUAACAUAGCUCAGAUGAUUAAUCAGACCUUGCUGAACAAUCGAUUGAACUACACAAAUAUUUAUUUUCAACUGAUGAUAGCUGACACUGAAAGAGAAAAGAAACAACAUAUUUAUUGGAAAACACGUGUCGAGUUUUGGAAAGAUGUAAACAUCCAUCGUUUCCUUGAGCAAUUCAGGGAUUACCUGUGUUCCAGUGAGGUCAUUAAUCCUCCUGUUAUUGAAGAAUUGAAAGAGAAAAUGGUUGCUGAACACACAAGCUUAAAUAACCAAUACAAAGAACUACUAAAUGCAUUAAGAAAUUUAUAUCCACCAAAAUGUCUACCAAGGCUCUUUGAACAAUGGUAUGAACAAACGCAAGUGGUCUCCAGAGGAAUGUAUGAAACUGCCGGGAUUUAUGUAUUGGAAUUAGAAAAAGAAAAUGAAGUAGCUAUUAAAAGCUGUACAGAGAAAUUUGAAGAGACCAAGCUAUUGCUUAUUAUGAAUCAGCUCUGUUGUUCUGAUAAGGCAGCCACAUUGAUGGAGGAGUUUUCACCCAUGAUUAAAGAGAUUGAGAUGAAUUUUAUAGGCUCCAUGGUUGAACUGAAGAUGGAUCUUGAUAAACAAUUUGAACACUCUAAUCAGCUCAUCGCAGACAUUUAUAUUUUUCUUCAAUCUGUUGCAAAACUUUGGCAAACACAUGAAACUGGAUUAGGCCAACAAGAGGAAAUGCUUCAUGAGAGUCUACAAGAACACAGAUGUUGGCAUAAUGAACAAAACCAGAAAAGAGAAGAUAAACUGGACUCCAUUUUGGAUGAAAUGAGACAAGGGGAUAAUGAAGGAGUCUUGAAUUCUCUCCAACAACAGACCAAAAUACUAUUAACAAACAUUCAAAUAAGUUAUCAGGACUUUUAUGCAGAGCAAGUAAAGAUAGUGAAAACUUAUCCCAAUAUGGUGGCCAGGCAACUUGAAUAUUAUAAAGAAAACAUCUGCGUAUUUUUCAAAUUACAAAAAGUGGAUAUGUCUCAGAGCAAAAUAGUUCCAGCAGGAGAGGACACAGAAGAAUAUAAUGAAACUGUUAGCCAUACAGAUUCUGUCUCAUCAGCCGUAAGCAGCAAACCAGAUGAUAUGAAUACACCAAAAUCUUUAGAUUUAUCUGGAGACACUCCGUUUUCAAGUGAACCAAACGAAUCUUCAAAGGCGGCAUCAAAAUUAUCUGAAAAUGAAGUUUCUACAAGGAUAACACCUGAAAAAACAACUCCAACUGACAAUGACCGCAUGGAACAAGUAGAGAACGAUGACAAUACUUCCACAUCUUCAAAACAUUUAUCUGCUGUUGAAUCUAAGGUGAGAUGA